AUGCCAGCCUGUAUUGUAUGUUGUAGACCUGCCAGCAGCUUAAUCAUGACUGCUGGGGACAAAUCCGGCUGUGAGGGAGUGGUAAGGCAGCAGGAUGUUGCACCGCUACUCCUGUUGAGAAGAAGUCUUAUGUUGGAGCCAUAAUCCGCGAAGGAGGCCAUAUUAGGGUCCAUGGAACUGCGGGCCUGUUGCCAGAGUUCUUGUCAGGGUCGGGCUUCUUUUCAUUCGACCCAUUUUGCUGGUUCCAGCCUGGGGAUUUGUCUGAGAUCCUUAAAUGUGGGAUUUUAGCUGCACAAUCGGGGCAAAAGUAGCUCUGACAAAAUGUGGCCAUUCAGUUAAGCUGCUAGGCUCCUACCCCACACCCCCAGUAGUGUUGCAAUUUGAAAGCAGUGGUGUACUUGUGUUUAGUGCUUGUGUUUGAAUGUGCUUGUGUAGCAUUGGCGUUCGAUUGCUGGGAUGUAUGAACAACACUACCCACACAUACACAUCCCCAUAAUCCAGAUGGUUACUACAGUAGAAAGCUUCAUGAGUACCAAUAUGCUGAAUGUUAAGCUGGCAUAGACUGUCAUUGGCUCUGAAAAAGGUAAACGCAAGUCACAUGUGACAAGUCUGAAAAGGGAUUUUUCUGACAGUAAAGUGAAAGUAACUGCACUUCCUCUUAAAUACUUAACUUAAACAGAGCACAUUUGACUCGGCAGAAGAAAAACAACAACAAGAACUUACUUAUCGGUUAAAGAGUUUGGCAAUCACGCAGGUAAGACCAAUGCUCACUUUAUUUACUGCGCAAAAAUGUUAUAUAUUUAGUAUUUUAACAGAAAUCUUGCUACCAUUGUUAGAACACAAAAGAAAAAAACUAGGAUAAUUAAUCAUCUAUAUUUGUGCAGCAUUAAGAAAUGGAUCUGCUGUGUUCUGAGUCUUGUUCAUGAAAAGUUACGCACAAUAUAUUGUUAAUUUCCUUGUUUCUGUAUGUUUAUACACAUACAUCAAUGGUUAACACAGGACAGAACUUUACAAAGUAAGAAACCCUACACCUGCAUCAAAGCUAUCAGUGACUCAAAUGGACAAUUAACACUUUGCUACAAUUUACACAGAUACGUUUAAGUGUUACAUUGCGCAUUAGAAAGAUAGCAAGGUAGGAGGAGUUAGCAAACAACGCCUCAAUAGAGUACUGUAAAAUAUAAAUAUACAUAUUAUAAAUUCUAAAACACAGAAAAAUAUAUAAAUCUUUAUUAAAUCAUUUCUAAAACACAAUCUAAUGCAAACAUAAAUACUAUAUAAUAUAAUCGGAAUCAUCAAGCCAAGCAACACACGCCAAUAGAGAUAGCUUGUGUGUAAGAAUUACAAUGUAUAAACCUGAGAAAGGCUUUUAAAACGGAGUUAAAAAAAAAAAAAGUGCAAAGUGAAAAAACAAACAUAUUAUGCAAUAUACAAAAAUACAUGUGCAUGCAAAUCUAGCAACAAUCACAAAUUAAUGAUAAAAGGUGCCUUCAAUGUGAUAUAAUGUAUAUCUCAUUUUUAUCUCGUUUAUAUCUAUUUGUUGUUUGAUAUACCAAAGACAAAGAGUUUAUGUAAUUCCUUUAGUUUCUAAAGCGGCAGUACAGGUUUCUGCCAAUCUUUACCAUAACUACUUGCUAAGUGUUUGCUGUUUUGAGAAUGGAUUUGCCUUAUAAUACAGGAUGGAAGGCUUUUCCCAUUUUAUCAUUUUUAUUUCAAUUCACGUGAUUUGAUUAUGUAUUGUAAUGGACAACCAAUUUCAACUCAUUUUCAGAAACAGUUUAGAUAUCAAGUGAUGACACUUUAAUAGUUUAACUUUAAGCAGAAGAAGUGUAUAAUGAGGGGCAUUUUUUUUUUACUUAUUUUAUUUUUAUUAAGGAUUUUUAUCCAUCACAAAACAAGAUAAGGAUAAGGAUAUUGUACAAGUAUUACCUUUAGUAGUGUGUGUGGAACUUCACUGACUCCCAUAAAUCUGAGCCAGGGUGCUUGCUGAACCGGAAUCAAACACCAGAUUUCAAAAAAUUAAUAAACUAAUAGAGGUUCAGGCACUCCUUGGUUCAAGACAGGUACUUUAUUAGGAACCACAACAGCAACGUUUCGACCCCAAAAGGUCAAGCUUGACAAAGACCUUUUGGGGUCGAAACGUUGCUGUUGUGGUUCCUAAUAAAGUACCUGUCUUGAACCAAGGAGUGCCUGGACCUCUAUUACUUUAUUGUACAAGUAUUAGGCAAAAGAGUAUAGCACAAUAACUCAUAUCAUAAGUACAACUGAUAAUUUGUCCAACAUAAGGUUAAACAAUGUAUGACAUAAAUCAGUACAGUACAAAGAUGAUUGACACUCCAAGGUAAUGAAUUGACAUAUAGAUGGUACAUUGUACAGGAUUGAGUUCAAAAUUAUCUCAAAACGGAAUGUAUGGAAAAGCUGUAAUUCACAUGUGGUAAUUUGUAUUCAAGUUGCAUAAAAAAUAAAAAGAUUAAUCUCAAUAAAAGAGUAUAAACUUUAAAAUGACAAAAAGCAUACAUCAAAGUGACUAUAGUGUUUAUAAUAGUGGUCACAUAAGCAAUCACACAUGGGCUACUGUCCCAUCAAUGGUGUCUCACUAUGCAUACAGCCUAAGGUCUAAGAUGCGCCUGUGUGCAUUUACUGCUUCUGUGUCCCCGGAAUGAACACUAAAAGAUUUUAAGAGGGUCGGUGUGUAUGGGCAGGCUCCCAUACCCUUCCAGCUAUCUCCCCCUGUGUUGUCUUAACCUGGUUUUCCCUAAACAAAGUCAAGGGUUGUGACAGAGAGGUAUAUUUAUGGGACCUUCCUAAGACCAUCUCAAGUUCUCCAGUUCUCGGUACUUUUCUAUCUUAUUGGACCAGUCUCUCCUGGUGGGUGUACAUUAAUUAGGGGUAAUUUAAAUGAAAGAUACACCUACAUUCCACUUGCUAUGGGGUCUCUUACACAAAAGUUAAUGUAUACAAUAAACAACGAGUUGCAGUGCACAGGCCAUCAUUUUAUUAGAAACCCAUUUUGCAAAGUUGGAAAUUCGCCCAAAAUGGCCGUGCUGGAGCAAUUUUUGAAUUUAGCAAUUUUAGUCUAGGUUUAUUUCAAGGAACAAUCUAUUUGCCACAACUCUAUUUAGUGAAAAGAUCCCAACUACAUACAUGCAUCAAGGAAGGGCCGUGUUUUACCAAGACUAUGUAAAAAACUGAAAUCCUUUCAUAAACAAGUGCAGAUACGCCCUAAAUCUAUAUUAUCACUUUCAUUUUCUGUUAUGUUUGCAAAAUAGACUCAUUACUGUAACGUGCAAGGGAAGUAG
This is a messenger RNA of Pelobates cultripes (western spadefoot toad), 3296 nucleotides long. NCBI's taxonomy places the organism in Eukaryota, Metazoa, Chordata, Amphibia, Anura, Pelobatidae. The record is from the annotation of a GenBank genome assembly.